Beauveria bassiana ARSEF 2860 is the source of this 531-nucleotide messenger RNA. RefSeq names its product dynamin family protein. The coding region runs from base 1 to 531 and encodes 176 amino acids. Lineage: Eukaryota; Fungi; Ascomycota; Sordariomycetes; Hypocreales; Cordycipitaceae. The transcript is spliced from 2 exons. The record is from RefSeq and is a predicted model, not a curated record.
AUGCCGGCUGACACAGCUCACACUCAGACUGCCUUAAGCCGAUUCAUCGAUGAUGUUACCCUGAAAGUCAUCGAAACUUGCGUGGUGGGCAAGUUAAGAGAAAUAAUGGACCCGAUGUCUAUCUUCAAGCUGGACGACGAUAGUACCGGCCGCUUCGCUGGCGAGACGGAAAAGUGCCGAACCACUCGAGAGGAGCUGAAGGCCAAGCUGAGAGCCCUACAUAAUGGCAGCAAUGUUUGCAAUAAACUUGCCGUCCCCUUCGUCCAUGCUUUGUAUGCUGAAACGGAUGGCGAAGGUGGCGUUGAUCAAGACGACGAUUUUUUCAGCGAUACGGGAAGUGAAGACUUUGUCUCAACAGGAGGAAUACCACCGUAUAACAUGAAAAACGGGCACCGUUCUCCCAGCCCUGCGCCUGAGGAGCCCACCAAAGAGAAAUUAGACGACGAAUGGGAACGUCUUACUACGUCUAGAAGUAAGAAUGACAUGACGAAUAUGAAGAAGAUGAAGGCCUCGCUGGUCGGAGGAGCUUAG